This is a messenger RNA of Durusdinium trenchii, 339 nucleotides long. NCBI's taxonomy places the organism in Eukaryota, Dinophyceae, Suessiales, Symbiodiniaceae. The record is from the annotation of a GenBank genome assembly.
AUGGUUGCAGGACCUUUGCUUGACCCUUGCAGAUCCGAAGCACUGCGUUCAGGUCUGUUGCGGGAGCUGAAGGUCUUGAGGGGAAGAGAGUGGACCAGCACUGGCACGGAGCUUGGUUGUCAAAGUGCCCGCGCAAUGCAGGAUGCUGAAGCUCGGCAGCUGGCAGCUACGGAACCUAUGCUUUGUUUUGCCUGUACGCAUGGAUGGAGAACGAUUCCGACCCCUGCUGUGAAAAAAAGCAAAGUUCCGAUUUGCGCAAAGCAGGAGAAACAAGCGCAGCAGGGCAUGAGGAAACUUCAGAUUUUCUUAGUUGUCUCUUUCGCCGCACCUUGGAACUAA